This is a messenger RNA of Cylicostephanus goldi, 230 nucleotides long. The record is from the annotation of a GenBank genome assembly. Lineage: Eukaryota; Metazoa; Nematoda; Chromadorea; Rhabditida; Strongylidae.
AUGGCUGACGCUGCAACUGAAUCUGCUCCUGCUCCGACGGAAACACCGGCAGCUCCUACUGAGACAGCACAACCUGCAGUAGAAUCCAUGGAGACUGGAGAAGCUCCGGCGGCACCGGCAGGGACUACCACAACAGAGGUAAAAAAUUGUGUGCGGGGUUUGGGAAUUUUUAGCUCCCUCUUUUCUUAUGUGUUGUAUGUACAUGUACCAUCAGGUUGUUUACGAUAAUU